UCAUUUUGCCAGUGUUCUGUUUGUUUGGAUAAUUACAAAUUUAUAAAUUUCGAAUUUGUUUUAACAUCUAAAAUUGGAGGUAACUUAGCAUAAAAUACUUAUAUUUCUAUGCUUAUAUUAAGUUUACAGUUUUAAUGUCCUUGGUUUUGUCCUACAGUCAUGGUUCAAGGUUUAUAAAAAAGUUUAAUAUGUAAUAUGCGCGCCUCAAAGCUCGUUGUUCAAGUUAAAUAAAGUUAGUAGUGCGCGUUGGAUAUAAUCAAAACUAUUGUUACAUCAUUGUAGCGGAUGAGUAAUCGAGAUGGAGAGGAAAGUUCUAAAUAGCAAAGAUCGAUUGGUAUCGUUCUUUAAAAACCAACAGUUCGUAGAUUGUACAUUCAAAAUAGACGGCAAAGAAGUUAAAGCACACAAAUUAAUUUUGGCCUGUAGUAGUCCCGUUUUCGAAAAGAUGCUCUUCGGCGACAUGUCGGAGGAUACAAUCGAGAUACCCGAUAUCGAUUUGGAGGUGUUUAUUCAAACGUUAGAGCAUAUUUAUACUAAUGAUAUACACAUCAGUUCAGUGCUAAACGCUUGGAAUUUAUUCUACGUUGCUAAUAAAUAUUUAUUGGACGAUCUGUUUUACAAAUGCCUGAAGUACGUAAGAAGUAAUUUAACUAUGAAUACUUUAGUGUUGAGUUACGAGUACGCCGAAAUGUACGAUUUAUCUAAUAUAAAAGAGAAAUGCUUUGAUGAUAUGGUGAAGUAUAUAAGCGGGCUGUUUUUUUGUGAUUAUCAUAUGAAGUCUUCUACGCUACGAGCUGUUUUGGGGGAAAUCUCCAGUCCGAAUCUUGAGUUGUUAGUGAAAAUAAUCGAAUGGAGUCUUUUAGAAUGCGAGAAUCGCCAAAAGCAAGUUUCUCCCGGUACCGCAGUUGAGCUGUUGAAGCAAGAAAAGAUUAUCGAAUUCUUCAAGAAGGACUGUCUCGAUUUCCAAAAAUUUCAGCAAAUCAACGAUAAAUUAAUAAAGGAUAUUUUAAUUCUUCUUGGCGAUCAAUUGGAAUGGCCCAAGGAACCCUUCGAUCUCAGUAUAUCCCAUGUGAUUAUCCCCAAAUUCUGUCAACUUCGUAAAUCAUUUAAAAUCGCUUCAAGAAUGGACCUCAUGCCAAACGAAGAAUUUACUUCCGAUGUCAGAGUUAAUAAAAAAAUUAUGAUCUUCGGUUUGUCUAUAAACACUCCAAUGGUGCCUUCUUCGAACACGAAAAAUGUAUUCUACGAUGGUGAAAUAUGUAUCAGAAUCUGCCUAUUGGAAUCACAAAGAGAUGUUGUAGAGCCUAUGAAAUUUAACAAGUUAAUACCUUACAAUUCGCCUGGUGUUUACUUGAAUUUCUAUAAUUUAGCUGUACUUGAACCUGAUUUAUACAAUUUCCGAAUCUCAUUUAAUAAUCCAUCCGACAAAGGUACCACACCUUUGCAUUUGUGUUACAUGAGUAAUGAAUUAUUAAAUGAAAACAAAGAUUGUUUGUUAGCAUUCUAUGAGGUCUAUGGUACUAUAAUACAGGGAAUAUCGUUUUACCCCUAUUAACUGAUAAACAGUAUUUAGAAUUUCAUUGUACUAAUAGCUGUUAUUGGAAAAUGUGAUUUAUAAUACAUUACUAAAAAAUAAAUGUGAUAAUAAUUA
This is a messenger RNA of Phyllotreta striolata, 1651 nucleotides long. The record is from the annotation of a GenBank genome assembly. NCBI's taxonomy places the organism in Eukaryota, Metazoa, Arthropoda, Insecta, Coleoptera, Chrysomelidae.